AUGUUCUCUAGGGCCUCUACAAAUAAGGCGACGACUAACAUCGCAGUUGCCACCACCAGGACAGAUGUCAGGAAGGCAACCAUCACCGUUGCCACCAACAGCAGGACCGGGGCUGGCACGGAUAUCCGUGUCAACACUGCGAUCUCAGGGACGAAAAGGAGGGCACCAACGAGUGCAAGCUCGAACUCAACUCUUGAGACGGAAUCGAAACAGCCCUCCAACAUACCGAUACUGGUAUGGGAUAGAGACCCAAAGAGGAGGCCAGCCACAACUGGCAAGGAAGUAGGCUUCAGAUUAAAGAGAGAGGCAGAGGCAAAGAGGAAAAAGGAGGAGGCGAUAAACUGCCUCGAGAGAGAGGUGGAGGACCUCCGGGGGGGCAUUUUUCGCUUGAUAAGAGACAAGCGCCCCCUCGAGGAGGUGUUCAAGGACACAACAUCGAUGGCGUUGUUGAGGGAGGCUGGGUCGACAGAGCUGACCUCGGAGGCAGGCCGUGCCAUCGGCGCGGUUCGGCUGGUGGCACGAGGGUCAAAGAUGCCCAAGGGGACUUUCGUGUUAUUGCUGAAUCGCGCCGCAGCGGCCUCCGAGGCGGUUCUGUUGACCCUUAUCGCGAGGGUUGCGGCGCAAGAUGGCGGGCAGUUGGCCAUCACGGAGAUCAGCAGGGAGAUGGAGGAAUUGCGGGAGGAGCUUAGAGCUUUAAGGGUGGAGAACUGGCGGCUCCAAGAGGAGCAGAAUGCGGCCAAGUUGGCUGCUGUAACUGCAGGCGAGGACACCUUGGUAGCGGACACAGAAAUGGCCGGAACAUCCAGGUCCCGAAAGAAGAGGAAGACGAUGAGGAGGAGGGUGACUAAGAGCCCGCCCCGGGAGUCUUCCAGUUUGGAGGAAGAGAGAGGAGAGGCUGUCGGAGAAAUAAAAGUUUAUGACGAUAACCUCGACUUAUAUAGAAGAGAGGAGGCCACUACUCUGGUGGCGGCUUACAGGCCACCCAAGAAGAUAGACAUCCAUGUGGACCUGAGAGGCAGCGUGGAUCCGGAGAGUAGAGACCUGGAUCCCCAGGUCCGCCGUAUCAAGCCGGCGGACCUGGGGAUCCCCGGAUCCAUCAAAGUCCGCCGGGCCCUUACGGGGGUUUUACUUAUUGAGGUGCCUGGCCUCAACACCGGGGCGCCCGCCGACCGGCUUGUGGAGGAGCUCUGCAAACUGGUGGCGGAAAAGGUCCCCGAGUAUCGGGUCCAGAGACCGGUGAGGACCGCAGCGUUGCGGAUCACCGGCCUGAACUUGACUGUCGGGGCCCAGGAGGUGGCGGAGGCCGUGUCCCUCGCUGGGGGAUGUUCGCCCAUGGAAGUUUCUGUGAGCGAGCUCAGCGUGGCCCAGCGAGGAACGGCAGCAGUCGUGGUCCGGUGUCCGCAAGUGGCGGCCGCUAAGGUAGUUGCUGCAGAACGGGCCCAGGUUGACUGGACCCGCGCCAGGGUUACGGGGUUGCCUGCUCGCGCCGUGCUGUGCUACAGAUGUCUGGAGCGCGGGCACGUGCGCGAGCAGUGCAGGAAUGCCGUCGACCGCAGUAAUACGUGCUAUCGCAGCGGUAACCCCGGCCACCGUACCAAGGACUCCGAAGGAAGCCCGAAGCAAGCUCCGGAGCAAGGGGACACAGCCAAACCGGGGCCACGAGAGCAGAGGGCUCCGAGAAAGAGAGGGGCGACCAGCGAGGACGUCACUGUUCCAGCGGACCUGGAGAUUGGAGGAGAAACGGGACCGCUGGAAGCCGAAAAGGCCAACCUCGGUCGCGGCCACCGGAUCCAGGACCUAUUGGUCCAUGGGCUAAUAGAACUGGCGGCCGGGCUGGAGGUAGUCACCGAGCCGUCCUGGAUCCCGGUAAACAAUCCCGAAUUGUUCGGGAGUCGGUACGGCUUGGUGGCCAUGAUGGCACAUCCCGCCUCGGGGUCUCCUCCCUGUAAACACAGGAAACAGGGGACCUCGUACAUGUCGGUUGACUGGGGGUCCGUAACAGUGGUGGAGGUAUAUCUCCCUCACUGCAGGAAUAGGGCUGGCCUCGGCGAACUGCCCCCUGUUAUGGGGAUCCUUGACGAGGUCAAGGAUGUGGUGCGGCGGUGCCAUCCCCGACCCGUAGUGGUGGCUGAGACUUCAACGCCCACUCCACGGAGUGGGGUUAUGGUCCCCGGCAGAGGGAUCCCCGGGACGACGCACAGUGUGGCGACUAAUGUAAAUCACGGAACAUAG
Molecule: messenger RNA, 2232 nt
Organism: Harpegnathos saltator (Jerdon's jumping ant)
Lineage: Eukaryota; Metazoa; Arthropoda; Insecta; Hymenoptera; Formicidae
Exons: 7
Coding region: 1-2232 (743 amino acids)
Molecular function (GO): nucleic acid binding; zinc ion binding
Source: RefSeq, a predicted model, not a curated record